CUUUUGGCACCUUUGCUCAUCUCGUCCCCGACUGCCUGCGCCACAUUCAAUAUCCUUCAUUGCUAUCGUAAAAUACCUCUAUCCCUGUGGUGGUACUAGUUUUGGUCUGUAAAGCUCUCUCAGCUUCGAACUGACCGUCGAUAUGUGGACCAUCGUUGGACCAUUCGACGGUGAAACAGGGGAAGUCAACUUUGCCAAAUCUAAGCUGCUAAAGCCUGGCUCAACUUACGGUCUCGGAAGAAAAGGCCAGCCACUGUUGAUUAACAGCAAAAAGAUAUCACAUCACCAUUGUGAACUCAUCGUAGGGAAGAGCGAGGUGGACGCUGUGUCUGAUCCGCUUUCAAAGCCGAAUAUUCAGCUAGUAAAUAAGAAGGACAAGAUGUUCAAAGUUGAAAGGAACGGAGUACCUUUCCCUGUGAACUCUGCCGCAAUCGUGGAGCUACAGGAUGGUGAUAUACUUCAGUUGGCAUCUGCAGUAUCUACGAGCGUGAGAUGGUUGCCUGUCUGUGUCUAUCUUCCGUCAACGCGAGGGAGGUCAUCCACAUCUCUGGAAUCUUGUGCAGCACUUGGUGUCAAGGCCCUACACCUACCUAAUCCUAAUGUUACACACCAUAUCACGUCUACACUCUCAGCAACAACAUCAAUCGCCGCGUCACUCAUAUCUGCAUGCCAAUUCGUCAAGCCGGAAUGGCUCAGUGAGGUGCUCAGGCUUGGAGGUUUACCUAGUGACGAUUCCUCGUCGCUUGAAAGCCAUUUUAAAAUGCCUCUUGCCUCCAAAUACCGUCCUACUUUCUCACCCGCACUUCCGGAGAAAUAUAAGACACCGGACGUGUGGAACCCUAAUGAAGAACGACUCCACAUCUUUAAGGACCACCGGUUCAUGUGCAUCAGUGAAAGGUCCAGAGAAAUCGAUAGCGAACUGCGUGAACUUCUCCAACGCGGUGACGGGUCAAUUGAAACAUUCAAUAUUCAGGAUGGCGGUAUGAAAUGGCGCAAAGCAUUGUCUCGCGGACGUGCCAAGGAGAGCGUGAAAAUAGUCGCUAUCGCGUCGGAGGAUGCUAUGGUGGCUGCUGUUGGAUCUGAGAGCUGGCAGGAAUUUUUCGAAAUCGUUCGAGAAUUUGACGUGCGCGUCUUAGAGCCUCAAGACAUUGUUCAGACCGUGUUGGAUGUGGAUGUCUCCAUAUUCAAUGGUGGGACAGUUGUCGUAGAAUCUUCUCUUCCGGAUGUCACAUCCAAUUCCAUACCAGAUGAGCCAUCUAUUCUGCUUCCUGAAUCUGAAUCGGUGGUUCCACCUCGUAAAAAGCUGGUUAGGAGAACGGUUUCUCGCCAAGCAUCCCAAGAACCUGUCAGUAUACCAGAUCCGAAUGCAGAGAAAGCUCUGCUCCCGCGGCGUAAAUUGACGAGAAGAGCAGGGUCCCAACAACCGGAGGACCCUUCGAUUUCAUUGAUGCCUCCUCCAGAGGAUGCAUUGCGUCCGCGGCGGACAUUGACAAGACGCGCUAACGCAGGAUUGCCGAUUAUUAGCAGUUUAAACGAUAAUUCGAUAUUGAUCAACUCAUUGACUGCUACAAGUGAGCCUUCAGAAACACAAGCCGAAUCUACAGCUGAAAGCUCUUUUCCUCUGCAGCGCUCUAAGAAACUUAAACGUCGUCUAGACACAACAGAUCCCAUCGAGUCGCAAUUGGCAUCCAUAGGCAAGAUCGAAGUUCCUGCAGAGCCUGCAUACAAGAAGCAUAAGGCUUUAUUCGAUGCGAGCGAUCCGGAAAAGGCCGGAAUAACGUUCGAUGGGACGAAUUUCAGCGGCUUUCAGAGCAGUCAAACACAGAGUCAGUCUGAAACGUUGGGUUCCCGGAGUGCUCUUCAGCCGGUUCGGGAAGAAGAGGAGGAGUCCCAACAGUCUGUUCCCGAGGGUAGCAGAGGGCAAAAGAGAAAGUCUGUUUCGGAAGACGUCGAAAUGGCUGGUGUUGAGGAGGCUUCCGCACUUGCACCAGAGGCCGAUGCCCCUCCGGCGAAGAAGCGAGCCAUAGACAAUGUCAAUGCUGUUCACCGUCUGCCGACAACUACCAUUCAAGCUGACGAUCGGACCAGAUCAAAACCGCCUUCUACUGUUCAACCGCCCAAGUCCAAGUCCGGUGCUCCUCCAGGUAAGCCGGAUACAGACGAUGCUUUCUUAAAAGCAAUUGCCUCUACGAAACGGGGGAAAAAAACCGAGGACGACUUUGACCGUGAGUUCAACAAACUAAAGAUUUCGAAGCCCGAGUUGAACAAAGAAAACCCGGAGGAUGAGUGGAAGGUCUUGGAACAAUUCGGCGACGACAAUAACGUUAGAGGAAACUUCAUGGUUGUUGUCCCAAUGGAAGUGCACGGUAAACGUGAGGGAAAGACUAGACAGAAUGAAACAAACGCGGAAUGGCAAGGCAAGCCCAAUUUCAAGAAAUUCAAGAAGAAGAUUACUAGCCGGGUACGCCCCAAGCUCGUCGACCUUGUCAUUAGUGAUGAGAGUACCAUGGCUUCAGCGACUGUGCUCUCCCAGAUUUCAGCAUCAUACCAGCAGAUUGAUGAGCCGAUUGAUAUCGAUCCAACCGAACCACCAAAACGUACAAAGACCCAAAAGAUUCUUAGCAAUGACUCGGACUCGAAUAUUGGUAAUCCUCCGCCUCUCACUCAGAAGAAGAAUAAGCAGCCGUCUCGAGCAGGGAGUGUCGUUCCCCAGAAGAGAGCAGUGUCACGCAGGCCCAGCACUCCACCUUUGUUUUUGGAGGACUCAGAGGAUGAGGGCAUGAACCAAGAUUCGCCGGUGGAUGACGACAAUGACCUACAGACACUGCAAUCCAGCGCGGCUUCGCGCAAGGGUACCCAAACAAGAAGGGGAACGGCCAGAAAGGCAGCGUUGAAAGUCGAUUCUGAUUCUGAUUCUGAUGCGGUGUUUAAGCCGGUGAAAGCUAGGAGAAGAAAGUGAUAGUUUGCUUCAUUCUUGGAUAGAUGGUGUACCUAUGAUUGGUCUAUGUACGUUCCUCUUUGUGUUUAAUAUACUAAUUAUAUCGGGGAAGGGACCGAUUGCAGAUCUCAAGGUCCCUGAAGAAGCAAGUUGGAGAAUCAGGCAAAGGAAGAUUU
Molecule: messenger RNA, 3114 nt
Organism: Guyanagaster necrorhizus
Lineage: Eukaryota; Fungi; Basidiomycota; Agaricomycetes; Agaricales; Physalacriaceae
Exons: 12
Coding region: 143-2959 (938 amino acids)
Biological process (GO): mitotic G2 DNA damage checkpoint signaling; double-strand break repair via homologous recombination
Cellular component (GO): Mre11 complex
Molecular function (GO): damaged DNA binding
Source: RefSeq, a predicted model, not a curated record